Molecule: messenger RNA, 285 nt
Organism: Blepharisma stoltei
Lineage: Eukaryota; Ciliophora; Heterotrichea; Heterotrichida; Blepharismidae
Source: the annotation of a GenBank genome assembly
AUGAGCAAACACAUAAUGCGCCCAGUGCAGGCGGGAUAUAUGGCGGGAAUGUCUACCUCGGGCCAGAUUUAUAGGCUUGAAUCAGUGAUAGAACACUGCAGGCUUAGGAAAGAAGGAAUCGUGUGCGCCUUUCUUGACAUAAGCAAAGCAUUCGACACAGUCAAGCAUUCAGACUUAUAUAAGACAAUGGUUGAAAGAGGAAUUGAGAAAGAUAUUGUCAGCAUUGUCGGGGCAAUGUACACAGGGUGCGAGGGCAAGAUAAUUAUUAACGAGAGGUUAUCAUAG